GAGCGGUCCGAGGUGGGAGGUGCAGUAACCGGCUCCGGAGCCCCUCCCGAGUCCCCGCGCCCUGCGCCGCGCGCUCUGCACCCUGCGGGAGGGCUGAGCCCGGACUCCAGGCGGGCAGGUGCGGAGCGAGCAGAGGAUCGCGGCCAAGGGUAGAAGCAAGUCCUGCGGGGAGAGAGGCGCCGCUGCUCCAGCUGCUGCCUCCGCCGCCACCACCACGGAGCCGGCGUCCAGAGCCGGGCUGGCAGGCUGGGCGCGCAGCGGCGAGGGCAGGAGGGGCGCGCUCAUGGAGCACACUCACGCCCACCUCGCAGCCAACAGCUCGCUGUCCUGCGGCUUGGGCUUCGUGCCCGUGGUCUACUACAGCCUCCUGCUGUGCCUCGGUUUACCAGCAAACAUCUUGACGGUGAUCAUCCUCUCGCAGCUAGUGGCCAGGCGGCAGAAGUCCUCCUACAACUAUCUCUUGGCGCUGGCCGCGGCCGACAUCCUGGUCCUCUUCUUCAUCGUGUUUGUCGACUUCCUGUUGGAAGACUUCAUCCUGCACAUGCAGAUGCCUCAGGUCCCCGACAAGAUCAUCGAAGUCCUGGAGUUCACCUCCAUCCACACCUCCAUCUGGAUCACGGUUCCCUUGACCAUCGACAGGUACAUCGCCGUCUGCCACCCGCUCAAAUACCACACCGUCUCCUACCCGGCCCGCACCCGGAAGGUCAUUGUCAGCGUUUACGUCACCUGCUUCCUGACCAGCAUCCCCUACUACUGGUGGCCCAACAUCUGGACCGAGGACUACAUCAGCACCUCCGUGCACCACGUCCUGGUGUGGGUACACUGCUUCACCGUGUACCUGGUGCCCUGCUCCAUCUUCUUCAUCUUGAACUCCAUCAUCGUGUACAAGCUCAGGAGGAAGAGCAACUUUCGCCUCCGUGGCUACUCCACUGGGAAGACCACCGCCAUCUUGUUCACCAUCACCUCCAUCUUCGCCAUGCUCUGGGCCCCCCGCAUCAUCGUGAUCCUCUACCACCUCUACGGGACGCCCAUCCAGAACCUCUGGCUGGUGCACAUCAUGUCCGACGUGGCCAACAUGCUGGCCCUCCUGAACACGGCCAUCAACUUCUUCCUUUACUGCUUCAUCAGCAAGCGGUUCCGAACCAUGGCGGCCGCCACGCUCAAGGCCUUCUUCAAGUGCCAGAAGCAGCCUGUGCAGUUCUACACCAACCAUAACUUUUCCAUAACAAGUAGUCCCUGGAUCUCGCCGGCCAACUCCCACUGUAUCAAGAUGCUGGUAUACCAGUACGACAAAAACGGAAAACCUAUAAAAGUCUCCCCUUGACACCCCCCUGGGUUGGCACCGAGUGCCUCUGUGUGAUCCAUUCCCGAUGGGAGGGCGUCCCAUCCUCUGGCUGAACAGGUCUCCUUAAGAGUGCUAACCUGAUUUCCUGUCUCCACAGACUGAGGAACUCUCAGGGUGGCAGAUGAGAGAGAGACGGAAGAGAAGAAGAAAGGAAAGCAUGAAUCUCGUUUUUCUGUGUGCACUCAUUUCCACAAAAAUAAAAUCACGUCGACAGCAAAAGUUCCUACCCGUUUGGAGAU
Molecule: messenger RNA, 1584 nt
Organism: Marmota flaviventris (yellow-bellied marmot)
Lineage: Eukaryota; Metazoa; Chordata; Mammalia; Rodentia; Sciuridae
Gene: Gpr139
Product: G protein-coupled receptor 139
Biological process (GO): phospholipase C-activating G protein-coupled receptor signaling pathway
Cellular component (GO): plasma membrane
Molecular function (GO): neuropeptide receptor activity
Source: RefSeq, a predicted model, not a curated record